Mercenaria mercenaria is the source of this 1000-nucleotide messenger RNA. RefSeq lists its product as uncharacterized. Lineage: Eukaryota; Metazoa; Mollusca; Bivalvia; Venerida; Veneridae. The coding region runs from base 170 to 1000 and encodes 276 amino acids. The transcript has 3 exons. The record is from RefSeq and is a predicted model, not a curated record.
UAGGGUCGAGAGAACUAAAGGUUUCUUCCCCUACGAAUGGCUCGAUGACCCGUCCAAGCUGGAGCAUACUGAGUUACCUCCUCACGAGGCCUUUUACAGCGCCCUUAAAAAUGAGAAUAUCUCAGAGGAGGCAUAUACCUUUUGCCAGAAAGUGUGGACGGAACUAAACAUGUCCACAUUUAAAGACUUUCUUGUCUGGUAUAAUAACCUGGAUGUGGGUCCCUUCGUCACGGCAGUGGAACGUCUACAAAAGUUUUAUUUCGAUAAAAACAUCGACGUGCUCAAGACGGCCAUGAGCGUGCCAGGUAUAGCCCGACAGCUGCUUUUUAAAUCGGCGACAGAAAAGGGAGCCGAAUUUUCAUUGAUCGAUCGGAAGAACGCCGACCUCCAUGCCACCAUCAAAGAUAACAUCGUCGGAGGUCCUUCCAUCAUUUUCACCCGUCACCACCAGUCAGGAAAGACGAAAAUCAGGGGAGGUAAGACUUGUGAAAAGGUGGUGGGGUACGACGCUAAUGCCUUGUACCUGUGGGCAAUUGGACAGGCUAUGCCAGAAGGCGCGUUCGUGCGUCGUAGAGUCGAAAACGCUUUCAAACCGGAACAUAGGGAUCAGUAUAUGCAGGCGUUUAACUGGUUGAAUUAUUUAAACCAGUACGAAGGACCCAUAUCCUCCACCAAAGGAAUCACGGCAAGAGAUCCGCUUCGGAAAAUACCCCUAGAUGGUUAUGACUCCGAGACCAAGACCAUCUACGAAUUCAGGGGUGUUAUCACCACGGACACCAAUGCGUCGUCACCAAAAUCGUCACCAACGAAAGGUGGCAUCAAAUCAAAGACGCCUGAUGGAGAGGACGGAAAAAAAGGUGGCUCAACUGCGCCGUAUGGCUUCAACGUCGUGGAGAUGUGGGAGUGCGAGUUCCGGGACUAUUGUAAAACCCAUCCCAAAAUCUACUGGAUUCGGGAUCAGGUCGCCCUAUAUUUUGUCAAAAACACCGCGGCAAAGUGA